AUUAUUGCCAUUCCAGAAUCGGAAUCAUUACCCCAAUUAUAAACAACCGAAAUUUCACUACAACUGGCAUACAGUGUCAAUACAGUGUUUAUAAGCUUUUAGCACGGCCAUCCCACCCACUCCGCAGCUUCAAAUCGAAUGUUCGACGCAUAACGCGUACACGGCUUCAUACAUGCGCAACGUCAACCAAACGCAGAAGAAUCCAUGCGUUUUUCUCUGAAAAUGAUAAAUAUAUAAAUUUGCCACUAGUUUGGCUUAUAUUCUCUCAACAUGGACAGGACAGCAACUACAGAGGAGAGAAAUGCUCUCUUUCAAAAGCUUAAACCAUGCUGCAUACAAAUAAGCCAGUUGGUUUUGCAAGAUUCCAAUACUCAAAUUGAUUUCUCUGAACUCUCAUCCCUCAUAGACCAACUCCUUAACACCCUCAAGUCGGCCACGGAGCUCGCCACAUCGGGUCUCGAUGAAAAGCUUGCGGAAUAUGUCUUCUUUCCACUGUAUCAUAUUUUUGGUCAGUUGAACAAGUAUCCAAUGACGAUCAUCGAGAAAUGCUUGGACUGUUUAACAAUUCUCAUUGUGCAUGGCUGGAAGACUAAGAUAUCCUUGAAGCUGGCGCAACAAAUCUUCAGCCUGCUAACUUUCAUAAUCGACGGCGUCCCUGGAUCAAAACCAAAAGCAAGACCAGAAGAAACAAUACUGGGGGCAUAUAAAACACAACAUGCACUUCUUGAUACUGUCGGGAAUUCUCCGCUGGCUGCGGCCGGACUGGCAGACCAGGAGUUCAUCCCGGCUUUGGGCCACGGCGUUACCGUCAUACUUGAUGGUAUUAUCGACGGUGACAACACUGAUAUUCAAGCAGAAGCAAUAGCGUGUAUUCGUUCACUUUUCAACACUAUAAGAGACCGAGAAGCUCUUGCCAGCUUUCUCCCUGGUACAAUCUCUGCUUUUGCCAAGCUGUUAUCUGCCCCAGCUAAGCAAAAGAGCAUUGUGCUAGCACAUGCCAUCGAGGCAGUUGGCAUUAUCCUGACAAGAGUCUUGGGAGAUGUCCACAUGAAUACGACAAUGAAACGAGAAACAAAUAGUGGCUCCAACCAAGACAAGGCCAAAGUUUUGAGCAAAUCUUGGUUUGAGGCUACGGCGUCGCAAGUACGCAUGGCUAUUGCGCCUAUGAUGAAGCUACGAUCUCACGAUUCCCUUUCAGUUCGCACCGCGCUCAACCGUUUUUGUAUCAAGCUUCUCGAUGAAUGCCACAGCUCUUUAAACAACUGUUCAUAUUUCCUGAUUGAAACAGCUAUCAUUUUGGAUCCUGGGGCAGACACUGAGUUCUCUCUGGAAACGAAUUUGGGCUCUCUUGUCAGUAUCUAUCCUGAGCUAGAGAACUCCGUCAAGUUAACAGUCUUCAACUGGAUGAGCAGUCUUCCUGGAUCAACCCAAUCAGCCGAUGAGGCAGUUCCGAGAACAGCCAUCCACAAUUUUCUCAAGGGCAUGGAACUGCUACGACAAUUACGAAUCGAAUCUUCCACUAUUGAGGACACGCUUCCCUAUACCUUACGAGAUACAUUGACAGCACUGAUGAGUAAAGAAAAGUCAGCACAGCCUGCUAAUGUAAUGCCUAUCGAUCUGCAAGACAGUCAUGCACUCGUCUCUUCCAGAGGCUCAAGUCAGUACCCACCGAUUGUCAUGUCCCAUGAAAGCCAACGUGGUCUGAAAAAGGAGAUGAUGGAUCUGAUAUCAUUCGUGGGAAGCACAUCACAACAAACAUCAACUAUUUCCACCAUUCUUGAAUCUGCACGCGAUGAUACUUCAGUAAACCAGGUGGCAUCAUUUUGGCUGUGCUAUAAGAUGAUAAGGGCUGCAUAUGCCGCCAAGACAGAGUCGGACGAAUUCCUGAACCUUUCGGCAGUCCAAGACAACUUUGAUGCUGAACUAAUAUUCGACGAACUCUACAACUAUUCAGUACAAAUCCUGGAUAAUCACUCGGAUGCCACCCAAGUUGACUGGCGCCUUGAGGCCACUGCGCUGGAAAUGGUGACGUUUGCAGCUCAUGAAGCAGGGAAAGCGUAUCGUCCAGAGCUGAUGGAUAUUUUAUUCCCCGUUGCAACAUUACUGGGUUCUGAAAGCACCCUGCUGCAACAACAUGCCGUCAUCACCCUGAACGAGCUCGCGUCAGCUUGUGAAUAUGGAAGCGUGUCCGAACUAAUAGUGGACAAUGUUGACUACAUGGUCAACUCGGUAUCACUACGACUAAACACACUGGAUAUCUCCCCUGCAUCUACGCAAGUAUUGACGAUGAUGGUUCGUCUUGCUGGGCCACGUGUGAUUCCUUUCCUAGAUGACGUUGUGGACUCUGUCUUUGCAGCUUUGGAGAAUUAUCACGGAUAUCCAGCUUUUGUGGAAAGUCUAUUUGUUGUGCUAAAGGAAAUCGUCGACCAAGCGCCGCGCACUGAUAGAUUGCAACUGGAGGACCGCGAAAGAGCCAGCAAGAGUCACAAGAAAACCGUCACUGGUACGCAAAACUUGCAAACCCUCUCAGACUUUUUCCAACGCCGAAGCCAACGCAAGGAACGAGAGGUGCGAGAAAUGCAGACUCACCAAGUCAUCGACUCACAUCCUCAAAAGCCUUGGGGUGACAAGAAAGAGUCUGCUCCAGGUGAAGAAGAAGAAACCCCGGCUGAAGGUGGUAGCAACAAUGACCAGAAGCCUCCGAACUCGCCAACCUAUCAACUCCUCAACCGCGUUGCCAGCCUUACGCAAUAUUAUCUCACAUCUCCAACUCCCAAGCUGCGAAGAUCACUAUUAGAAUUGCUUAAUACCGCCUCGAAAGUCCUGGCCGCUGACGAAGAUGCGUUUUUGCCCUUGGUAAACUCUGUAUGGCCUGUAGUCAUUGCUCGACUACAUGACCCGGAAUCAUAUAUUGCUAUCGAAGCAUGCUACACAUUGAACGGGCUAUGUGAAGCUGCUGGUGACUUUUUAAGUACAAGAUUUAAGACUGAAUGGUCCAAUGGCUUGGGCGACUGGUGCCGACGUAAUAAAGCGGAGGCGAUGCGCGGCCAGGGCCGCUCUACAAAAGCACCUCAGAUUACGGGCUUGAGAUCGCAGACCGGCCCGAUAUCUCUUCCUAUUAGAACAGUCAACAAGGGCGUACAAGCCGUUUCUGAGCCUUCCGUCGGCUCAGGAAGUCUUGGGCAGUACGCAUCUCCCGCCAGGAUCUGGGAGGCAACAGUAAAGCUUUUAACAGGCAUUGUUUCAUUUGUUCGCAUCGAUGACGACAUGUUUGAUCAAAUCCUCGAUCUGCUCCUAGACGUCAUUGGCAAGAAUGAGUCGGUCAGAGAAGCCUUGGAGACGGUUAACAAAAACGCCGUCUGGCUCGCUGAGUAUCAACGAGGACAAAUUGCCCCAGUGCCAGCCCCCAAGCUGGAUGGCUUUACAUUUGCACCAAUGAGACAGAUAUCGGUAUAGUUAACGCAUAUCAUUUAAUAUAGUAUUUACGUCUACAUUCAUUUCUCAUCUCUCGUUUCGUCAUUCAACUCGUCCCCUUUGUGUUCAUCUCUUUUACAUUUUAGGAAAGGCCGUCAAGUACCCAUCCACCACAGCCGACAUGAGGCGGUUGGCAAUAGCUUGCUGAGGCGGGAUGCGCAAGUCUCCCUCCUUGUAUUCGGAAGAAGCAGCACCGUCAAGAGAGCUUGUGCCGACAUUGAUUGCAGUGCGCACUUCGUCCAUGGUGAACCAUUUGGCGUCAUCCAACUCCUUGUCGUUGAGAGUAAUAUCUUCGCCGCCAGGAAGUGCCUGUGCAAUAGCGCCAAUCAUCAGAUUAGCAGGAUAUGGCCAUGGCUGCGUGGAAUGGAUGACUACACGUCCAACCUUGACGCCAGCCUCUUCCCAGACCUCUCUGCGCACAGCUUCUUCCAUGGCCUCUCCAGGCUCAAGGAAGCCUGCCAGCGUGCUAUACCAGUACUGUGGCCAUCUUGCCUGGCGACCAAGCAGGAUACGCUGACCGUCCGCCGAAACGACUGCGGCAAUCAUAGUUGGGUCGGUUCGCGGGAAGCACAAGUUGGAUAUUCCGUGGCGUGUCGGACAGUCUUCGCGCUCUGUUGCAGAGCCGCCCUUGAGAUCUGACGGAGGGCAUGCUCGCUUGUAGCCGGCUUGGAUGGAGAGAGUUCGGUUACCGCAGGCGGCGCAGAACUUGUUGCGGUCGUUCCAGUCAAUCAUGGAUCUUGCUUGCGCAAAGGCAGCAGCUAUAUAUCUCGUGUUAAAUCAUAGCCCAUCUAUAAAUAGUCCCGAUUUAUGUUUCGACUUACCAGCUUCAGGUAGCAGAGACAUGCCAUUAGGUCGCUCUUGCACUGACCAUCCCUUUGCCUUGAUACUCUCCAUCAACGCCUUCGCCGCAUCUUCAUACGAGCCCUUCGGUGUAAUAUCUACAGCAAAGACCGGCGAACCCUUUAUGUUUCCAUGUUCUGAGGACUUAAUCUCAGAGGAUUCCGCAUCCUCAAUCAUGCCCAAGAAGACAACAAUCGGCGUUACAACACUAGAGUCGUAGGCUGCAAUGGCCUCCUUCUCGGAGAGCUUGAAUGGGUCCUCGCCAAUUAGCGGCGCAACAUCCUGCAGCGUGAGGUAUCCGAGGCGUCUCUUGUCGAUGGUGACGGGAUUAAGGUUCUCGAGAGCUAGAAAUGUCGCCUUGGGGUUUGCGGCGGCUCGGCGGAGGAAUGCGGCGUCGGCGCGAAGGAAAGAGUAUCGGUUGAUGCGGGAGCCGGCGUAGUAGUUGACUACUUCUUUGCCGAACUUGCGGGUGAGCAUGGAGUCGUCGUUUACCAGGG
This is a messenger RNA of [Torrubiella] hemipterigena, 4811 nucleotides long. Lineage: Eukaryota; Fungi; Ascomycota; Sordariomycetes; Hypocreales; Clavicipitaceae. The record is from the annotation of a GenBank genome assembly.